Messenger RNA from Dacryopinax primogenitus, 1945 nucleotides. RefSeq names its product dihydroxyacetone kinase. The transcript has 2 exons. Gene Ontology annotation, molecular function: glycerone kinase activity; ATP binding. Gene Ontology annotation, biological process: glycerol catabolic process. Lineage: Eukaryota; Fungi; Basidiomycota; Dacrymycetes; Dacrymycetales; Dacrymycetaceae. Bases 69 to 1847 code for a protein of 592 amino acids. The record is from RefSeq and is a predicted model, not a curated record. Gene Ontology annotation, cellular component: cytosol.
CCAACACCCAUGGACGUCGUCGGCCGCCCUUCAUUUCCUUUCUUCUCCUCGCCGUCACCACCACCAUCAUGACAACUAAGCACAUAUUCAACAAUCAGCAGGGCCUCGUCGUAAAGGGCCUACAUGGCCUCAUAUCUUCAAACCCUAUCCUCAGGCUCGAUGCACACAACAAGGUCGUCUACAACUCACAGGCACACCCAGAUCGCGUCAGUGUCGUAUCAGGAGGCGGAGCAGGUCAUGAACCUUUUGCUGCUGCCUAUGUCGGCGACGGUAUGCUCACAGCUGCAGUGUCCGGAGAGAUCUUCGCAUCUCCCUCCACCGCGCAGAUCACCUCCGCUCUUUCUCUCAUCCCCACCGGGAAGGGUGUCCUUUUCAUCAUCCUGAACUACACUGGCGAUGCUCUCCAUUUCGGUCUGGCAGCGGAGAAGGCACGCGCGAAGGGUAUCAAGGCGGAGAUGGUCGUCGUUGGCGAUGACGUCGCAGUAGGGAGGAAGCAGGGUGGUCUCGUCGGCAGGCGUGGUCUAGCUGGAUGCGUUCUCGUGUGCAAGAUCCUCGGUGCAGCUGCUGUUAAGGGAAUGGAUCUCGAAAAUCUCGCCGCAUUCGGCAGGCACAUUGUUGCCAACCUCGGCACCAUCGGCCUCUCCCUUGACCACUGUCAUGUUCCUGGCAGGACAGGCGAAUGGGAGUCCCUCGAGGCCGGGUCUUGCGAGCUCGGAAUGGGCAUUCACAACGAGCCCGGUGUCCGCCACAUUCAUCAACAGCCCGACCCGAAGCACUUGGUCGACGAGAUGCUCACCCUGCUGCUUGGUGACGACACGGAUCGUAACUUUGUAACGUGGAAGGAGGAUGACAAGAACGGAGAGAACGGGGAAGGCCCAGUGCUCAUGAUAAACAAUCUCGGUGGAACGAGCACUCUCGAGAUGAGCGCAUUUGCUGAGGAGGUUGUCAGCCAACUGGCAUCCAAGUGGUCGGUUUACCCAACUCGCGUCCUCAGCGGUGUAUACAUGACCUCUUUGAACGGACCUGGAUUCUCCGUCACUCUCCUUAACACAUCCGGUGUUCAAUACCAAGUGCAUCUUUUGACUCUUCUAGACGACGUGACCACCGCCACCGGCUGGGCAGGAGCACACGGCGGUUGGCCGAAGGGCAAGCGCAAUCUUGCUGCCGAAGCGAAGCAGACCGAGGCGCUGCUCCUCUCCGGCACAGAAGCGGAGGCGACCGAUGACCGCAAGGGACCGAAGAACGCAAACCCGAAGGAUAUCGAGAGCGCCAUCCGCGCCGCUUGCCUCAAGGUCAUCGCCUCCGAGCCUGAUCUCACAAAAUGGGACACCCAGGUCGGUGACGGUGAUUGCGGUAUCACCUUUGCCACCGCUGCUCAGGCUGUCAUUGACGGUCUUGGAACCCCUGCGCUUCCCACUACGUUUGCCUCCCAGACGAUCGCUUCUAUCGUUCAUAUCCUUGAGCCGACCAUGGGUGGUACCUCCGGUGCUAUCUUCUCCCUCUACCUAACUGCGCUCUCCGGUGCGCUCCAGACGCAGCCCUGGAAUGAGGCGGCCCAUUCCGCCUUGGAGGCAUUGCUCAAGUACACCCCGGCCAGAGAAGGCGACCGGACGCUGGUCGAUUCCCUCUCUCCAUUCUGCAAGGCUUUGAAGGAGGGCAAGAGCCUGGACGCUGCCGUCAAGGCUGGUGCAGCGGGCGCAGAGCACACGCGUGGAAUGAGGGCGCGGCUGGGUCGUGCGACCUACGUUGGGGAUGGUACUACCGGCACAGAGGGUCUUCCCCCGGAUCCCGGUGCAUGGGGUGUUGCUGAGCUGUUCAAGGGUAUCCAGGAAGGGUUGAGGCUGUAGUCCAAGAUAAUCGAAGUAGAUCGUUUUUCAUGAAUUCGGCUUCGUCAUAUUGCAGUCAGCGCAUAUGCAUACUUGAAAACCAAAUGAAAUAUGAAUUU